AGGCCAAGGCCACCGUGUCAUCCUUGACACUGACAUCCGUGUACACACGUAUGUACAUGUACAUCACAUGAAAUUGAUUAACUUUUUGUUUGGAUCUGGAUUGAUGACUCUUUUGAUAAGACGGAUGACCGCAUUAUAUCAAGAGUUGACCUAAAAACCAGGUGCUGGGUGGACAUGAGGUUGUGAUUGGCUGGAACCAGUCAACUUGUGAAGUUGUGACUGUGCCAUGAUUUGCAGGAAAAAAGAUGUAAAGUGUUAGGACAUUGUAGGCCUUCAUGUACAUCACUACAGUUACAGGUAGCAUACCGGUAGUUAGUACAUGUAUGAUCCCCAGCUGAUUUCACAAAGCACAGACACUUUCCACAUGUACUUCAAUGGAACACCAGAAACCCAUAGACGCUCUCCAGGCCACAAUCCCUGCCACACCCAGUGACAAUGCCGUGGAGCCCAUCCUAGACGCACCCAAGGUCACAUCCCAGGAUGAAUGCCAGAGAGCACCCACACCGGGUGAAGUGACACACCACGAGGCUAUGAAGAUCAUGCGCGAUGGACUGGCAGAGAUCAUCAGAGAUGACCCCCUUCUCAGUGACCUCCCUGCUGAGGUGACAGCUGAGGAAGUAGGCCUCCAGAUUGCACUGGAGUACGGCCAAGCUAUGACUGUCAAUGUGCAGAAAUUCACUGGGGAGUUGAUGCCUAUUGUAGUCCUCCAAGGAGCCAGGGUGCAAGACUUGAAGCAUGCCAUCCAGCGAUAUGUAACUCUGAAGGAGUCCAGAAAGGGCAGCCAAGUCAGCAUUAGUUGGAAAUACAUCUGGCGGACCUACUCCCUCUGCUAUGAAGGAGAACAGCUGGACAAGAACAAGAAACUCAAAGAAUAUGGCAUCCGGAAUAGAGACACUGUGACCUUUGUCAAGAGGCUGCGACACCAGGGGUACAAAUACUAACCCCGUGUCUGGGACAGAUGUUUGCUCGAUCCUUCUGGUAUCAAAGGAGAUGGGAACAAGUUCAAUUGCAACCGAGUGGCUAUCUUGGCAUAUCAAUGGGACUGUUACAACACAGUGGUUUGUUUUACUGGAGCACUUGACAUGAAGCAAUUCUGAAGCAAGGGAAUAAAAUGGGCCCUAUUACACAGAAUAUACCAGACAUGCCAGAGCUGUACCUGUUAGUGCCAAUGAAGACCUACCAAAAGAUGAGUUCAUGAGCUCUAAUCUCCUUUUAUUCCUAUGUGAAAUUUGUCAUGGAACACAUUGCAACAUUCAUCACUACGUCGUACAUGUAUAUGUUAUAUCCGUCUUGUCUCUAAAAAUUGACAAAUGUGCUUGUGGCAAUGUUUAGGGUUCCAGUUGUGAAAGCUUGACCCUAGCUCCAGAUGAAAAAGACAGUGGAUAAGAAGAUCUGCUUUUACACAAUGCAAAACUACAUGACACACAAACCUUCCAAGACUUUUAUUGUAUCCUCAUACUAUAAAAAGCACGACUACUUUGAUUUAUUUGUAUUUGUAAAUAAAACACAGGAUGGAAAAAUA
Molecule: messenger RNA, 1522 nt
Organism: Acanthaster planci (crown-of-thorns starfish)
Lineage: Eukaryota; Metazoa; Echinodermata; Asteroidea; Valvatida; Acanthasteridae
Product: U11/U12 small nuclear ribonucleoprotein 25 kDa protein-like
Biological process (GO): mRNA splicing, via spliceosome
Cellular component (GO): U12-type spliceosomal complex
Molecular function (GO): protein binding
Source: RefSeq, a predicted model, not a curated record